GAGGGUGUAAUAAGAAUCUGUUUUUGACUCAUAUUCUUGGUGUCAGUCUCAGACAGGCAGGCGGAGGAGAAAACGUGGACAAACAACUUUACCUUGUGUGCCUAAUGUUUAAUUUAACCGUGUUUGACUUAAAGUUGGUGUUAGGUUAAUCUGAUAAGUAAGUCUACGAGAUACAGCCAUAAAAUGACGGAUCAGUCCUCACUGUUACUACGUAAACAGUUAGCAGGUGAGUAGGCUAACUCGCUACUUUAGUUUAUUCUGUUCUGUAUUGAUUAACACACGAUUACAGCUGUGGUUUGUUUGACUGUUGUGUUAUUUUGAUAGCUUAUUAUCGAUGUUCAGAAACAGAUCGUGACAAUGAAAUGGGCUAAAGUGUACGUGAAUAGCCAGUAUCAGACAGCUGUCGGUGAGGCUAUGACUAACACUGACUGGUGUUGCUCAAUUACCAGGGAAGACAUUUCUAAAGUAUUACACACACACACCAGCAGUCUGUGUGGUGACUCUGAAACGUGUUUGUGAUUUGUAAAUCUGUCUAGUUAAUAUAUAAGCAUCACUGAAAUGUACACUGAGUAAUAUGUUGAUAAAAUCUGAUUUUAAUGGUCUACAAACCAUAUAAACCCUUACUUCCUUGUAAAAAGCACAAUACUGGAAAUGAUUAAUGUAUGGAAAUGUGUGCUCAUUGUCAAUCUGAUGGGGUGGGAGAAAAAAUCCAUACAGAAUAGUAUCGAGUAGGCCUGGGCUAUUUGGCAAAAAAAAUGAUCACGAUAUCUUUCGUCAUAUCGUCCGAACUCGAUUAUAAUUACGAUUUUUUUUUAAAACCUGCCCGUUUUGAAGCAUCUGUACUAAAAACUAAAGAAACGAGAGAUUAGUUCAACAUUUUAGUAACGUACAAAGUCAAUAACAAAGCAAAGUGAAUAAGAUAUACUUAAAAAAUAUAUAUUUAUUUAAAAUAUUUUUAUAAUAUUUUAACUUAACAGUACAAAAAAUGUAGAUAAAUACUAAAUAAUACAGUGUAUUAGUUUACAGUCCUGAGCGUUAUUGGAGGUAUGCAAGACCCAAAAAACAAAUCGCCCCCUCAGAGAUAAUGAAGACGUCUUAAAAUGUCAACAUUAGAUGAUGUAAACGGUGGAAACCACUGAUUUUCUCCCAAUUCGAUUCUUCUACAUUUUUUUUGGAUGCCUAUUUGAUUUAAAUUGCGACUCCAUGAUAUUGUCGAUUUUCUCGAUAUUCAGUCUGCAUUUUUAACACCAGUGAAACAGUUGAAACAAUUACUACUUUGAGUGGGGUUACAAUGAGAUAGAUUGGCUAUUUUGUUGGAUAUACUCCCUAAUGUUGAUUAUGUUCUGUAUUUGAAUUAAAAAUGAGUGUCAAAGUCUGAUUAAUGGCAACUUUUAAUUUCAGAGCUCAACAAGAACCCAGUGGAAGGUUUUUCUGCAGGUCUUGUAGAUGAUGAUGAUAUCUAUCAGUGGGAGGUCGUCGUCAUCGGGCCCCAAGAUACAUUAUUGUGAGUAAGACUAUUUCACGGUGAACUGAGUUAGUGGUUAGCUUUUUGCCUACACCCCCUGCGUUUCAUCUUCAUCAUCUCCUUUUUCAUUCAUAGUGAGGGAGGAUUCUUCAAGGCGGCUUUGACCUUCCCUCGUGACUAUCCUCUGAGGCCACCCAAAAUGAAGUUUAUCACAGAAAUCUGGCAUCCCAAUGGUAAAAACUAACUUUAAAUUCCACCAUAAUUCAUCAGUGUAGAAGUGAAUAUUCAUGAGUUGUUUUCUCUCUCUUUUGCCAGUGGCAAAAAACGGUGAUGUCUGCAUCUCCAUCCUGCAUGAGCCUGGAGAGGACAAGUAUGGUUAUGAGAAGCCAGAGGAGCGCUGGCUGCCCAUCCACACAGUGGAGACCAUCAUGAUCAGUGUCAUCUCCAUGUUGGCAGACCCGAACGGAGACUCUCCUGCAAAUGUGGAUGCAGCUGUAAGUGUCCACUGUCUCAUUUAGCUGCUGUCUAAUUUGGAUGCAUUUUCGCAACUGAUGUUGAGGUCUCAGAAUUAUCCUUAAUAUUGGUACAAAACAUAAAAAUCUGAUUUUUAAAAGCAUAACUUUUUAUUUCUAAUUUCUCAGUAUGUACCAAUAUAUGCUGAUGAGCUACAGAGGGGAACUACAUUCCUAGAAUUAAUUCAGCUUUUGAGAGCCAAGCUCCAAAAGCACAAAUUUAAUUUCUUGAGUUAGUCCAUUAGUGUUUCUUGAGUUUUAUUGCUGGUAAAUGCAGGUCAUAGUUCAGAUCUGAUAGUUGUUCGAUAUGGCCAUAGUUUAAAAUAUUACCAGCCAAAUUGGCCAAUAAAGUAAACCUACUGUACACUUUAACAAGGCACACUGCUGAGACGGUUUUUCAUUCGUCGUAUCUUGCAGAAAGAGUGGCGAGAGGAUCCUACAGGCAUUUUCAAGAAAAAGGUGGCUCGCUGUGUUCGAAAGAGUCAAGAGAUGGCCUUCGACUAAGGAACAACAAGGUCAGUGCAAUAAAUAGUGAGGAUUCAUUACAGUGUAAAAGGACAGGGUUGAUAGUGCUUUUAACUAAACUGUUACUGCACAUGUCGAUGCAUGAAUAUGAAGUUAAACACGCUGACCAUUGACACCAUUUUUGACUGGCAGCUUUUCAUUUGGUCUCUGUUACAAGGUUGUGAAAGUUAUCUCAUGGCACUUAAACCUCCUCAAGUCAGUCUGUAUAGUUUCUUUAUGCUUCAAAAUGUGUUUUUUAUUGAAGGACAUUUUAUAAAGAAAAUAAUAGGAAAAAAUACUCUGUCAGGGAGCACCAAUGAUGGUUAAUACACAGACUGACACGUUCCUCUUGUUUCAGGUUGGAAACUGCACAGAGGAUUGACAAGUGGCAACAUGUCCAGAUGAACAUGAGGCACAAGUUCAUCGCCAUCAACUAUCCAUCCCCAAGGAGAAAGACUCACAGAAACAUUUAAACCCAUAGUUCUCCACUAGUUUGGAAACGCUUUGUGAUAGUUAUAACUGAAUGGUUUCACACUGGGAAAGGUUUUCAUUUAUUAAAGCGGGGGUAUUAUGCUUUUCCACAUUUACAAAAACUGUAAAAUUACAAAGUUUGAUGUCCAUACUAGAUGUUAGCAAAGUUUCAAAUCCUGAGGUAAAUAUAUGUUGUCAUAAACCCAGAAAAUAGACGUAAGCUGCUCAAAACGUGAGCCUGCGCGAAGACGCUAGAUGCAUAAUACCCCCUCUUAAAGUUUCCACACAUUCAGAUGAUGCUAUCACUGGUCAAACGUCAGCCUUUGACUCACAGAAAGAUUAAUUAUCUAUCAGAUUAUUUCUCUCCUCGUGUAAAUACUUGUCAGAUUUUCAGGAGCAUUUAUUCCCUCUGAGAAGUGCCCCAUUUCUUAGGUUGUUAUGUUUACCUAUUUAUUUAUAGUUUGGCUAUUUUAUAGAUGCAUAUCGCCUGUUUAAAGAGAGUCUUCAUUUUUUCUUUUCAACCUGCCACACUGAGCCAACAAACCUCACAGUUAGUUUAUCAAUUAUGCAACAAUUCUGGGGUGUUUGUAGUCUCAUAAUCAUGGAAAUAAACAAACACUGGCUUUGCUUUCCCUGCAUGCAGAGAAAGUGCUCGUCUUUCCCCCUGAGUGGGAAACCCAUCACCCAGCACUGCCUUAACUUUUUACUGCCAGCAAAGGAAACCUGUCUUCAUAAAUAGUACAACUGAUUAUAUGCAGCAGAACUGUUGUAGAAAAACCAAAGAAUAAACCAAUAAAGUGUUUUUACUGAGAA
Messenger RNA from Xyrichtys novacula (pearly razorfish), 3765 nucleotides. The record is from the annotation of a GenBank genome assembly. NCBI's taxonomy places the organism in Eukaryota, Metazoa, Chordata, Actinopteri, Labriformes, Labridae.